Miniopterus natalensis is the source of this 3594-nucleotide messenger RNA. The record is from RefSeq and is a predicted model, not a curated record. NCBI's taxonomy places the organism in Eukaryota, Metazoa, Chordata, Mammalia, Chiroptera, Miniopteridae.
AAUUGUGCCAUUUUAUUUGAAAUAUAAAAUGGAAAUCUGUUCAGGACUGAACAUGUAUAUGGUUGUUGUUUUUAUUGUUAUUGUUAUGGUUUGCUGUAUAAUCUCAAUCAUUCAGUUUCCAGGCUUGGGAAAAAGAAUUUUUGGAGAAGAAUCCAAUGAGUUCACUAAUGAUUUGGGGGAAAAGAUUAUCUUGAGACUGUGUUCAACAGAGGAAGAAACAGUGGAGCUUCUUAGCAAAGUCCUUAAUGGUAACAAGUUGGCCUCCGAAGCAUUAGCCAAGGUCGUUCAUCAGGAUGUUACCUUUACUGACCCGACUUUGGAUUCAGUAGAGAUCACUAUUCCACAGGACACUUUGGGAAUCUGGGUGGAUCCUAUAGAUUCAACGUAUCAGUACAUAAAAGGUUCAGCUGACGUUAAAUCCAACCACGGAAUCUUCCCCAGUGGACUUCAGUGUGUCACCAUUUUAAUUGGUGUCUAUGAUGUACAGACAGGGGUGCCCCUGAUGGGAGUCAUCAACCAGCCUUUCGUAUCACAAGACCUAAACACCCUCAGGUGGAAAGGCCAGUGCUACUGGGGCCUGUCUUACAUGGGCACCAACAUCCAUUCGCUCCAGCCCCCCGUCUCUAAAAGAAACGGCAGCGAACCUCGGAGCCCACGGACUGAAAACCCUGGCUCCGGGGCCGACUUCUCUCACCACUUUUCAGCUGUCAUCAGCACAAGCGAAAAGGAGCCCAUCAAAGCCGCACUGUCUCGAGUCUGCGGAGAUCGCAUAUUCCGGGCCGCCGGGGCUGGCUACAAGAGCCUGUGUGUCAUCCAGGGCCUUGUUGAUGUUUACAUCUUUUCAGAAGACACCACGUUCAAGUGGGACUCCUGUGCCGCUCAUGCCAUCCUCAGGGCCAUGGGUGGGGGAAUGGUGGACUUCAAAGCAUGCUUGGAUCGAAACCCGGCAACGGGGCUCGACUGGCCACAGCUGGUGUACCAUGUGGAAAACAAAGGCACCAGCGGCGUGGAUCGCUGGGCCAACAAGGGCGGGCUGAUCGCCUACCGGUCCAGCGAGCAGCUGGAGACGUUCCUGAGCCGCCUCACCCAGAGCCUGGCGCCUGUGGACGCACACACGUAGACCAGCCUUUUCCUCGGCCCACUUACACACCAGACUGUGACGCUGUCUCCCACGUCUGUCGUGUGAAGAUAGCUUUGUCCCAUGGGUGGUCAGCGUUCAUCUCCCUCGUCUGAGGAGUAUUUUUCCAUUACGUGUUCGUAAUAAUGUUAACUUCAGUAAAUAAACGACACUCAUGCAGCAAUCGAUGUGUGAAAUUCUCACAGUGAAUAUUGUGCUAUUAGUGUUGCCUGAAGCAUUUCAGUAAUGUACUGAAGAGGAGGAAAACCUGCCCAGUUAGUAAGCUCCUCUAAACGCCUAAGUGAUAAGUGGGAUGUUUCGGAAAUAGUGGGGAGAGCACAAGAGCGGGUUGUGCUUGCAUUUUGUUUCUGGCUUCAAGGGAAAAAGUCUGCAGCUUUAGCCUUUGGCAGAACAUUUAGAACCGUGAAUUUGACACCUGAUUUAGCCAAGUUCAUGUACUUUCAACAGUAUUCUUGCGUUAUAAGAAUUAAAGCCUGGAGCCUCCGACCCCGCCCCCCAUGCGCGUGCACACACACACACACACACACACACUCACUCUCACACCCUCUUUUACACGCACAUACUCUCUCUAAUACUCAUACAUACGCACAUACCCUCCCUCUCUCUACUUCUCUCUCACUAAUUCUCUCCAUUCACACUCCAUUUUGGUAGGUAAGGUGGAAUGGGACAGAGUACAGGUUUCUGCAUGUGUACUACACCUUAGAAACCAGAGGUGGUCACAGGACUGGGGCCGCUCCUAGAGCUCUUCAGUGCCCCGAGGAACCAUGUCAUCCUCUCCCCACCCCUCACCCACACACGUAUCUGGCACCAGAGCACAGUCCUGGAGAAAGUGGGAGGACAGCCUUGAUUCAUCCUGCACAUACACGAUGACCCACAUCAGCCCUCUGCUCAGCUCUGGACAACACCACCUCCCCCAGUGACAGGAGGUAUUUCCUUAACUAAAAAUUAGACAUGGAUCUUGGGGGGAAAACACACACACACACGUACAUUUCAAUAUAUAGGGCCCUUGCUCUACUAGCAUCCCUCCCUGAAUGUCCUAGAUCGCUUGCCGUUCUCUUCCGCAGCCCUGGCAGGUGGCGCUGCUGCCAUCUAGAGGCAUCAGAUCUCAGCCCUGAGUUCUUUCACCCUGCGCCCUCUGGGGGUCAGAGUUUGUUUCUGCAGCAUUUUUUAUUUUAUUUUUUACAAUUACAAACGAAUAAAAUAACAACUCUUUCCGAUAGUAUUUUGUUGCAUACAGCAGAUUCAACAAUUUAUUUGGUAAUAGGGUUAUAAUUUUUAAAGCCAGAAUUGUGCUUUGUGAUUGACUGUGGAUCGUGACCCGCCCUGCAGGCGAUCCAGACUUGCACUGCCCAAGUGGCAUCCACUAGCCUCAGGUGGCCACUGAGCGCCUGAAAUGUCACUAGUCUGAACUGAGAUGUGCUGUAAGUGGAAAUAUAUACUGUAUUUUAUGAAAAAUAAAAUGCAAUUCAUUAUAGAGAUCUCUAUAACUCAGUUUUUACAGUGGGAUAAUAGUUUUAAAUUUUGGAAUAAAGUACCUUAACUUGCAACUUGAUGAUGUUAUAGCAAAGAAAUAGUUCACUAAUGUACAAAGUUCAUUAAUAAAAGUAAUUAAUAAAUAUUUAAUAAUAGUUUUAUUUCCUAGGCCCUACCUGUAAGUUACUCAUUUAUAUUUUGUUAUCCUGUUUCUCACAUUUCCCAUGCCAUAACUACUCAUUUAUUCCUUCUUUCAAGCAGUCAUAUACUAACUGCUUGUAUCUUCACUGACUUAAAAUCUGUCAAAAGUAACAUGACUGCAGGAAAAUUCUUGUCUGCUGUUUUGUUUCAUAGGCCAAAGUGAGCCACGAAUGAAACCUGACAUAUACCUUACCACCAAGCAAAGAGUAAAAAUUGGUGUAAGGGACAGAGCUUGGGCUUUGGAAUAAACAGACCUGGGUUCGCUGCCACCUAUGGUGUGAUCUUAAGCUCGAGACUAAGCCAUGUAACAUCUUCAAAUCCCAGUUUAUUCACCUGGCAGAAGGAUCUAUGCCAUCUCUCAAGAGUACUGUUAGAAGCAAUGAAACAAUGUAUGUAAAACAUCUCUAACGUAGGUGAUGCUCAAUAAGACACGGCUACUAAUGCUUUUAUUAUUCAUGUAUAAUGCAGUCAACCUAAACGGUAUCAGGAAAUAAGAAUGUGACAAAAUAAAUUGAGACCUUACUUUACUCGUUCACCAAUUCAGACAAUUUGUUAAUAGCCUCAAUUCUUUUAUAGUAAUAUAACAUAAUAUUAUAUUAACAAACAUAUAUUGAGCCCUAUACUCCAAGGGCUGUGUUAGACAUUUACUUGCAUUAUUUUACUUAAAAUAAUGAGCAAAAUUUGUGUAUCCCCAGCUGCCACAGCAUAACACUGUCUUUUCCUCUGACUGGAUGUUUUGCUUGCAUUUAAGAAAUCUAAAUUAAUAAACUAAUAAAAUAAUC